UCGAGAUGAUAUGGGAUGGUCCAGUUGCUGCAGAUCCUUUUGACAAUCUAAAAUCACUUUAUGUGCGUGGAUGCAAUAAGCUUGUGAACAUUGUUCCUUCUUGCAUUCUAGGACGGCUCAAGAGCCUAGAAAGUUUGAGUGUAGAGUUUUGCAGUUCACUUAAAGUUGUUUUUGAACCUCAGCCACUGAAUUCUCUUGAUGGGCAUGUUAUUGCUUGCUCUCCAUUAAAAAACUUUAGUUUGGGGGAAUUACCACAGCUAAAGUGCGUAUGGGAUAACGAACUUCACCAUCAAGUUAUAUUCCAGUGUCUACGUAAUGUUAAUAUUUGGAGUUGCAAGAGUCUCACCUCUCUAUUUCCGGCCUCAAUGGCCAAAGAUUUAAUGCAUCUUGAGGAGUUGAAGAUCAAUGAUUGUGGCAUUGUGGAACUCAUCGAGAAGGAAGGACAAGUUCCCAAGUUUGUAUUCCCAAAGUUAACCUCCCUCAAGCUUAAGCAUCUAUCAGAGUUGAAGUGCAUCUACAAAGGAAUACAUGCUUUACGUUGGUUGGCAUUGAAGACCUUGAAGGUGCGUGGUUGUAACAAAGUGGAGAUACUUGCUUCACAACCUGAGGAUGAGAUGCCAUUUCAUAAACAAUCUCUCUUCUUGGUAGAAAAGGGUGCAUUCCCAAAUCUACAAGAGCUAAAAUUGGAUUUAUCCGGACAGAUGGAGAUAUGGCAUGGGCAUUUUCAUGAUGAAGAACUCUUCUGCGAGCUUAGAGUUCUUAAGCUUUAUCAUCUCUCAAUGGAAUCUGCAAUAUCCACGUGUCGUUUUGUUCAAAGCUUAACCAACUUGGAAAAUCUAGUUGUAUGUGAAUCUUAUCUAAAAGAGCUGAACAUCAAUGCGGAAGUCAUAGAAGGCCUAAUUCAUGAGCUAAAAGUAAUAGUACCCUUUUCAAGAUAUUUUCAAAAUCUGAGGACCCUAGUUAUGUCACAUUGUGAUGGGUUAUCGUUAAAAGUAAUAUUACCCAUUUCAAGAUACUUUGAACAUCUCGAGACUCUAAAUGUGUCACAUUGGGAUGGGUUAUCAAAUAUGUUCACACCAGCAAUAGCUAAAAAUUUGGUGAAACUCACAAAAUUGACCAUAAGUAAUUGUAAAAUGUUGAUAGAAGUCAUUUGUGAUGAAGGAGGUAAGAAGGGACAUGUAGUGGCUUUCAAUCAAUUGAAGUAUAUGGAGCUUGAUGGGUUGACAAGGUUGAGAUGCUUCGGCUCAGGUGGAUACAUUUUGAAGUUCCCUAGUUUGGAAGAUGUCAUUGUGACGAGAUGUCCUAGCAUGAAGUUCUUCUCUGAGGGGCCAAUAGAGGCACCAAAGCUGGAGAGAGUACAUCUAUCAACAGCUGUGUGGCUUUGGAAAGGAAACCUCAACAUCACCAUUGAAGAAAUGGCUACAGUUGCUGGAGUAGAGUUUAUGUGGCUUUCCGAAUUCCCUGAAUUGAUUGGAAAAUGGCAUAGCGAACUUAAUCCCAUCAAGUCAUCUUGGCAGUUAAAAUCACUAGUGGUGGAUAAAUGUCCAUCAUUUAUUAACAUUAUUCCAUCUAGAUUGAUGCUUGUUCUGGACAAUUUGGAAAGAUUGCUAGUGAUUGAUUGUGACUCACUAGAAGAAAUCUUUGAUCUUGAAGGGUUGGAUGAUGUGGAAAGUACUCGGGUUUUGCCUAAUCUAAGGAGCAUAAACUUGGUCAAUCUACCGAAAUUGAGUCAACUAGGGAACAAAAAUACUCAAGGAGCAUUGCGCUUCAAUGGGCUAGGGCAAUUGACCCUUUAUAAUUGCGGCAACUUGAGACAUGCUUUCACUCCAUCGAUGGCUCGGUUUCUUGCCAAUAUACGGUGGAUUAAAAUAAAUGAGUGUGCUCAGAUGGAAGGAUUGAUCGCAGAGGAAGAAGGUCAAGGAAGCGCAAUGGAAAAGAUUACUUUCUCGAGGCUCUUACGGAUGGAGCUAGAAUGCUUGCCCCAUUUGACAAGCUUCCUCUCAGGGAAGAAUCAUGUGCUAGAAUGUCCCAAGUUAACUUCUCUUACCAUUGCCCAUUGCCCCCAAAUGAGAAGUUUGACUUGGCAAUCUUUGAUGGAGAUUGACCACGACACCACUUCACUCUUUACUCCACGGGAAUUGCGAGUGACCCACUGUGACAAACUAAAAAUGUUGUCCUUUGUGGCACCCAUGAGCAAGUGGACUCAGAAUGACGAUCAACAUGAAUUCUCAUUUGAGAGGGUAUGA
Messenger RNA from Eucalyptus grandis, 2246 nucleotides. RefSeq names its product putative disease resistance protein At4g19050. Bases 6 to 2246 code for a protein of 746 amino acids. The transcript has 4 exons. NCBI's taxonomy places the organism in Eukaryota, Viridiplantae, Streptophyta, Magnoliopsida, Myrtales, Myrtaceae. The record is from RefSeq and is a predicted model, not a curated record.